Messenger RNA from Trichoplax adhaerens, 1800 nucleotides. RefSeq lists its product as uncharacterized. The transcript has 13 exons. The coding region runs from base 1 to 1800 and encodes 599 amino acids. The record is from RefSeq and is a predicted model, not a curated record. Gene Ontology annotation, molecular function: protein binding. Gene Ontology annotation, biological process: mRNA 5'-splice site recognition; RNA processing. Gene Ontology annotation, cellular component: U2-type prespliceosome; U1 snRNP; commitment complex. NCBI's taxonomy places the organism in Eukaryota, Metazoa, Placozoa, Uniplacotomia, Trichoplacea, Trichoplacidae.
AUGGAAAAUCAAGCAGAUAUGCAAGUAGUAACUCAACAACAACAGCAACAGGAUGAAGCUACAAAUCCAACAGCAGAUGGAAAUGCGACUGCAGAGGAUGAAUUAGAAGCAUAUUGGAAACCUGUUAGACAAAAUUCAAGCGACUUCGAUUCUUGGACGUACUUACUACAAUAUGUCGAGAAGAAGGAGGACUUUAGCUACAUUUCUGGGGCUUAUAACGAAUUCUUUAAGCAUUAUCCCUACUGCUACGGAUAUUGGAAAAAAUAUGCCGAAUUAGCCAUUAAAUACACUGAUUCCAAUCAAGUUUUACAGAUCUAUGAAGCUGGCGUAAAUGCUAUCCCUUUGAGCAUAGAUUUAUGGGAAAGCUAUCUAUCAUUUUUCUCAAAAUCUGUUGAAGAAAGUGGUGAAAAUAGAAUAGAUGAAAUUCGGGGUUUAUACCAGCGGGCCAUUGCAACGGCAGGAUUGGAGUUUAUUUCGGAUGUUUUAUGGAAUUCUUAUAUUGCUUGGGAAAAAGGAUCUGGAUUACUGAAAAAUGUUAUCCCUAUAUUCGAUCAAAUACUUAAAAUCCCUACUCGACAAUAUGGCAGUUAUAUUUUAAGUUUAACUGAUUUUAUCAACAACAACACGCCUGAAGAUAUCUUGUCAGAAGAAGAUCUUGCAAGUAUCCAAUCUGAGAUUGCCUCAUCCGGUGAUGCAGAGCAGCCAAUUACUACAGAAUCAGUACGGGCUUGGCUGAUAAAACCUAGACAAGCUCUGUACAGCGCAAAUGAAGAGGAAGUUAAGAAGCGUUGGGGAUUCGAGGAUAAGAUUAAAAGGCCUUAUUUCCAUGUUAAACCUUUGGAGCAAGAUCAACUUAAAAACUGGAGGGAGUACUUAGACUUUGAAAUUGAGCAAGGAGAUCAGAAUCGUAUUCGUGUAUUAUUCGAACGUUGUUUGAUCGCUUGUGCUUUAUAUGAAGAAUUCUGGCUUAAGUAUGCGAAAUAUAUGGAAGAUUGUAAUCCUAAAAGUUCAUUAGCUGUUUUUGAGAAAGCAUGCACGGUCCAUUUGCCUCGAAAACAUAGUAUUCAUAUCGCUUGGGCUACUGCUGAAGAGAAAUUUGGCAAUUUUGAUCGAGCAGAUGAUAUCUUGAAGACUUUAUUAGACCGUGUGCCUGAUUUAGCUGUAGUUACUAUGCAUCGUAUAAAUUUAGCUCGCCGUCGUGGAAACGCUGAUAAUAUCAAUGGUUUAUAUUCAGAUGCGAUUUCUAAUUCAAAAUCAUCUCUUACGAGAUCUCUUUAUAUUUCCCAGCUUUCUAAGUAUCAUCUCCAGGAAUCGGAAGCUUUGUAUUGGCAAUUACUCGAUCUAGAAUUAUCACAACCAGGAUGUGUUGAUAAAACUCGCAUUGAAGCUGUAUUUUCUAUAAUAUUUGCUAACGAUGCUUUACCAUCAACUUGUAAGGAAGAAUUUUCUCGCAUGAGAUUAAACUUUUUGGAAGAUUUCGAAACAGAUAUUGGAAGAAUAAAAGAAGCAUAUGAAAGUCAUGAAACAACGUACAACGUUGACUUACCGAAGUAUACGAAUUCACGAAAACGACCUUUAGAAGAUGGGCAAUCAGAUACUCAAGCCAAGCAACUAAAAUCCGAUAGUGCAGCAGAUCCAAACGCUAUUGCAUCUGCUCCGACGACUCCAAAUCCGAUGGGAGUGCCGGAUCCAUCAAUGUAUUACCAACAACAGCAACAAUGGGCUGCUUACGGACAAGGGGGUUACGCGUACCCGCAACCAAAUGCUUGGGGUGGUUAUCAAGCCUUUCCUACGCAGUAA